Messenger RNA from Cryptomeria japonica (Japanese cedar), 1397 nucleotides. RefSeq names its product serine/threonine-protein kinase MPS1. The transcript has 4 exons. NCBI's taxonomy places the organism in Eukaryota, Viridiplantae, Streptophyta, Pinopsida, Cupressales, Cupressaceae. Gene Ontology annotation, cellular component: kinetochore; spindle; nucleus. The coding region runs from base 1 to 837 and encodes 278 amino acids. Gene Ontology annotation, biological process: mitotic spindle assembly checkpoint signaling; meiotic spindle assembly checkpoint signaling; peptidyl-serine phosphorylation. The record is from RefSeq and is a predicted model, not a curated record. Gene Ontology annotation, molecular function: protein serine/threonine/tyrosine kinase activity; protein serine/threonine kinase activity; ATP binding.
AUGGCUGGAACAAACUUUGGGGAAGAGCAGCUUUUAUAUGAAUGGAGUCACUCGUCACAAGUUGGAGAGUUAGCAUUUUACAGAUCAUUGCUGGAUUAUGAGUACUUAGGAAAAUUCAUAAGGGUACUUGCGAAAAAUAGUGAAGUAGCUGUUCGGUUAGGCAGCUACUUGGAAGAUAUAAAAAAUACAAUAUUUGAGCAAAUUCUCAAGGCUGUUAAUACAAUACAUGAGGAACGUAUUGUCCAUUCAGAUUUAAAGCCUGCCAAUUUUCUUUUGGUAAAAGGUGUACUAAAGCUGAUUGACUUUGGGAUUGCUAAGGCAAUACAAAAUGACACUACCAAUAUUCAGAGGGAGUCACAGGUUGGCACAUUAAAUUACAUGUCUCCAGAGGCAUUUUUAUGCAACGAUGAGGAUGAGAAUGGAAACAUAAUAAAAUGUGGGCGACCUUCUGAUAUUUGGUCACUUGGUUGUAUUCUAUACCAAAUGGUAUAUGGAAGGACACCCUUUGCAGAUUUCAAAACCUUUUGGGCAAAAUACAAAGAGAUAACAAACAAAGAUCACAAGAUCACAUAUGGCCCUGUUUCUAACCCAGCACUUCUAGAUAUUAUGAAAAAAUGUUUAGCUUGGAAUCGGAAUGAACGGUUACGAAUCCCUCAGUUGCUAGAACAUCCUUUUCUUCAGCCUCCAGCACCACCUUUAAUGCUUACUCAGGAAGAACGCCAUUGUAAUGCUGUUGUUGAAAUAGCUAAUACUUAUGGAUCUGAUGUUGAGAUUUGCAGAUUAUGUAAAAAGCUGCAGGAGCAGAUUAGGAAACUUUCCAUGCCAUCAGAGAGAUAGAGGUAGAAAUGAUAGGUGAUAUUUUAAAAAACCUUUGUAGCUGAAAGUUACCGAAGCUUGCAUAGACAGGCAAAGUGAUGCAUGCUGCAUUAAGAUACAGUUGAUUGAUGUUUGUUUGAUGUCUCAUUUGGUAAUGAGCUGUAUUUUUUUUAUGUUUAAAAGAUAUAGGUAACUGUUGUCAUGUUAUCUAUGACAAUCUACUUCAGUCCAGGAUAGUAACCGUCAGAAAGUGGCAGAUUCUGUCUGAGCUAACUUUGGAUUCACUAAGCCGAGGAGAGUCUUUUUGUGUGUAUACAUAGUGCCAUACGUACCAAGUAUUCUGCACUUGCAGCUUGGCAUUUGUAUGCCAGAUUGUAUUUAUAUUCAGACAACUUUAUUUGUAACUUCUAAACUGUCAGGUUUGUGUAAUUUUGUAAAGUUAUUCUUACAGAGUUGUUUGCCUCACAUUUUCUUUAAAUUUGAAAUUUAAAUUUUGUAAAUACAAUGUGAUUUUUUUGAUAACUAGACAGAGUGCUUGCACUCUACUUGAGUUCCAAUUGUAAUCAGGCACAUUUUGUUUC